GAAAUUCAUUGCUAGGCUUCCAGAUAAGGGUAAGAAGAUCUCUGAUUUUGCUGAAAAGCUGACGCUUGCUAUUUUACAAGAGGAAGAAUUAGCAAGGACGGCUGAGCUGUUAUCUGCUGUCAGGUUGGAGUUUCAGGUGAAACAGGAGGAGAUUAAUACAAGCAAACAGCAAGUUAUCCUAAACGAGGACACACUAAACCGUGAAGAUUCCUCAGUCUUUACUGAAAACUCUAAUAUUGAAGAAGUUUCUGAGAUUUUUUCCCAAAGGCGGGAGGCAGAAUGUAUUGAGCAAAAUGCCACAAAUACAGCUCUGGAAAAUCAAAGGACUCAGAAGAAAAAUGGUAAAGACAAGACUGUUACAAAAGAUCAGAAUCUUUUUUGUGACGUCGUCUCCGAGUCAGCCAUGAGCAGUCAUCUGAAAAAUGAUCAGCAGGUAUCUCAGAGCAAUACUGAGGAUGGUACAGAAAGUACAGGUGCUUUGGACAACAGUAAAGACACGUUGGUUGAUGCCUUUCAAAAAGUUACAAUUGUAGAUGGGGAUAAUAGUGAAAAAGUAUUGGAAAAAGAGCAGAAUGUGGCUAAACAUAAGGGCAAUAUCUUUGGAAGCCUGCACCCCAAGACACCACAUUAUAUUGAAGUUCUAGAGUCUAGAGCCAAGAACCCAGUCAUAAAAAAAAGCAAAUUUAAAACAAAUGUAUUAUCAGGAGAGCAAAGUGGAUCAUCGCAUGGUUCCUCAUCCAGUCAAUCACCUGGGGGAUUUGGCUCUCCAAUUACUGCUGAAGAAAGACGACUUAGAGAUAAGAAACAUUUGAAUGACAUCACAGCAGCUCGGCUGCCACCGCUUCACCAUUCUCCUGCUAAGCUGUUAUCCAUAGAGGAAUCCAUAGCAAUUCAGAUACAGCAGAAAGAAGUUUAUGAGGAAAUGCAAGCCAAGCUUGCAGCACAGAAGCUUGCAGAGAGAUUGAAUAUAAAAAUGCUCAGGUUUGAACCAGAGGGGGAGGCCUCAAUGCAAUACAGAGAAGUGAGAGAUGAAGAUUAUUUUUCAGCAGAGGACUGAAUUCAAGAAGGGAUGUCUGAGGAUGAGCCACGUAACUGAUCUUUAUGCAGUACUUCUUAAAACCCAAACCUGGAUAUUGAGAAUGCUUGAUCUAGUCAGUUUUUUAUUAAAAUUUUAACACCUACGGGAAGGGUUCAAUAUAAACCUCAUAGAUAAAAGUGCUAUUAAGUGGUAACCCCAGUGUUAUUUGGGGACUGUUUUGAGCACUUGGGGCAGUUAAUCCUUUUGGAAUGCCUCAUAGUUUUCAGCUACAGCAAAGUGAGCUCUUUAAUACACUUUUGCAGGCUAUGGUGAGUCAUCUACAAGAGAAGGUUUCUUCUGUGCAGAAAUGUGAUUGCAAAGAGC
Fulmarus glacialis (Northern fulmar) is the source of this 1402-nucleotide messenger RNA. It is a transcript of the gene POLR2M, whose product is annotated as polymerase (RNA) II (DNA directed) polypeptide M. The annotation marks the transcript as partial. The transcript is spliced from 3 exons. Gene Ontology annotation, biological process: intracellular signal transduction; transcription elongation by RNA polymerase II. Gene Ontology annotation, cellular component: nucleus; intracellular anatomical structure. NCBI's taxonomy places the organism in Eukaryota, Metazoa, Chordata, Aves, Procellariiformes, Procellariidae. Gene Ontology annotation, molecular function: transcription elongation factor activity. The record is from RefSeq and is a predicted model, not a curated record.